Lichtheimia ornata is the source of this 5226-nucleotide messenger RNA. RefSeq lists its product as uncharacterized. Gene Ontology annotation, molecular function: 1,3-beta-D-glucan synthase activity. Gene Ontology annotation, biological process: fungal-type cell wall polysaccharide biosynthetic process; (1->3)-beta-D-glucan biosynthetic process. NCBI's taxonomy places the organism in Eukaryota, Fungi, Mucoromycota, Mucoromycetes, Mucorales, Lichtheimiaceae. Gene Ontology annotation, cellular component: 1,3-beta-D-glucan synthase complex; plasma membrane. The transcript is spliced from 4 exons. The record is from RefSeq and is a predicted model, not a curated record. Bases 1 to 5226 code for a protein of 1741 amino acids.
AUGGGUGAUCAUUCACGGCGGUCGUCACGUCGCUACAGUAUUGAUCUCCCUAUGCCUGAGCUGGAGAUGGAGUCUCCAUCUGCCGAGACUUUAUUGACAGCACUUCAAUCCACGAGCUCAUCACCACGAUCUGACACGUAUAAGCUAUCACCACCUCAACAACAAAAACAUAGCAACCGGCAAUAUCCGAAUUGGCAAGCACCCGAUGUCCCAUUGGCAACAAACGAGAUACGACGUAUCUUUCGACGUUAUGGACACAAGUUUGGAUUCCAAGAAGAUAACGUGGAGAACAUGUUUGAUCAUCUUAUGACGAUGCUUGAUUCUCGCACCUCACGAACAACACCACGUCGAGCAUUGUGGAGUUUACAUGCUGAUUAUAUUGGUGGUGAACACGCGAAUUAUCGUAAAUGGUAUUUCGCAGCACAGCUUGGAUUGGAAGAUGUGGAUGCCAAUGUUGUUGAACCCUCAUCACCUACUGGGUUGCUUGUGGAAGAAGCCAAACGAGAAUGGCGUGAGAGGAUGGAGAGCAUGACGGAUCGUACACGUGUGCAACAAUUGGCUUUAUUUCUUUUAAUUUGGGGUGAGGCGGCAACGCUACGUUAUACUCCAGAGUUGCUUUGUUUUAUCUUUAAACUUGCCGAUGACGCUCGUCAACAAGCCCAUCAGCAUCAGAAUCAACCACCAGGCUUCUUUCUUGACCACAUUGUGACGCCAUUGUACAACUAUGCCCGCAAUCAGACGUACCAGCUUGUCAAGGGUCAAUGUGUUCGACGCGAAAAGGAUCACAACAGCAUUGUGGGAUACGACGACAUGAACCAGUUGUUUUGGGAUCGACAGGCCAUAGGACGACUCAUGUUACACGAUGGGACGUUGCUACGCGACAUUCCUUGCCAUGAACGAUUCACUGGACUUGCUCAUGUCGACUGGGACGCUGCAUUUGGCAAGACGUUCUACGAGUCAAGAUCAUGGUUACACGUGCUCACCAACUUUGCACGUAUUUGGAUUAUUCAUGCCGCCGUCUUUUGGUACUACAUGGCUGCAAAUGCGGAUUUCUUGUAUCUAUCAGCAGCUGACGCAACUCAUGAACUUCCUGUCAAGCUAUCAGUGAUUGGCUUAGGUGGUCUUGUGGCGGUGACGAUCAUGGCAGCAGCUACCAUUGCAGAGUUCAUGUAUUUGCCUACGACAUCACACACUUCACGCAUCUUAUUGUCACGUCUCGUCGUCUUGCUUUUGUUGGCGGCUGCUCACGUUGGUGCAUCUGUUUACGUAUUGUGGAUCAAUCGCACAGGGCGUAUUGCUUUGAUCGUUGGUGCUGUUCAACUUGGUCUUGGCGCUAUUGUCACUUGUGCAUUGGCACUGAUACCAUCCGCACAAUUAUUCAAGUCCUCAAGUCGUCAAUUGACAUGCAAGACUUUUACAGCAAGCUUCCCUCAAAUGUCUCGAGGUGAUCGAUCCCUAUCGGUGUUGAUGUGGUUGUGUAUCUUCGUUUGCAAGUGUCUUGAAGCAUACUUCUUUCUGGCAUUGUCUUUUCGUGAUGCUCUUGCAGCUGCUAGUACCAUGGAAUUGAGUGAUAGUGCAUGUCAAGGUGACAAGUUGUUGGGCCGAUAUAUGUGUGCUGCCAUGCCAACCAUUGCUAGCGUGCUGAUGGUGCUCGUCGAGCUUGUACUCUUCUUUCUUGAUACAUAUCUUUGGUACGUUGUAUGGAGCACCUUGUUUUCCGUAUCCCAAGCCUUUCGUAUGGGUAUCUCAGUCAUGUCCUCUUGGCGUACUCUUUUUGCUCGUUUACCCACACACAUGUAUCAAAAAGUCGUGCAUCAACAUCCAGCUCUCACCACCGGCGUUGCUUGUGCUCAAAUGUGGAAUGCGAUCAUUAUUGCCAUGUAUCGAGAACACUUGCUGUCAAGCCAAAACUUGCAAUCUCUUCUUUAUCAUUGGCGACCAGCUGAAAAGGAUGAUGACAGUAUCAGCAGCAACAGCACCAAUGUGGAUAAGGAUCAGGAUGGAUAUGACAACAAUGGUGCAAGAGGCGAGAUCACGUUACCACCUUUCUUUGAUCCGGAUCAGAAAAUCAAAAAGGAGGAUUGUUUCCCAGUGCAUUCAGAAGCUGAACGUCGACUAUCGUUCUUUGCACAAAGCCUGUCAACGGAGUUUCCUUUGCCGUGUUCAGUGAAACAGAUGCCGACAUUCACCGUGUUCACACCACAUUAUGCUGAAAAGAUGAUCUUGACGUUGCGUGAAAUUAUCCGUGAGGAAGAUGAUACUACGCGUGUCACAUUGCUUGAAUAUCUCAAACGACUGCAUCCAACUGAAUGGGACAACUUUGUCAAGGAUACAAAGUUUUUGGCUGAGGAAGAAGAGUACGGCAACUUAUCGCAUGAGCAUCUUUACUCCCAAUCAAGUGCUGAGAAGCUUAUGGACGACGUUCUUGAUGAUAAGGAUGAUCUGCCAUUUUAUUGCAUUGGAUUCAAAUCGUCAAAGCCUGAAUACACGAUGCGUACGCGUAUGUGGGCGUCAUUACGUGCGCAAACAUUGUAUCGUACUGUGUCAGGAUUCAUGAAUUAUGCUCGUGCUCUCAAGAUUCUAUAUCGCAUUGAACAUCCAGAGAUGACCCUUGACAACAAUGACAUCAAGCCAACAGAGGAACGUUUGGAUGCAGUCGCACAUCAGAAAUUCCGCUAUCUGGUUGCUAUGCAACGCUAUUCAAAGUUUACACCCGAAGAAGCUGAUAAUUGUGAGACGAUCUUGCGCGAGUUCCCCAAUAUGCAAAUUGCCUACAUUGAUGAGGAGCCCAGUGAAGUCCCUGGUGAGCCACCCACAUUUUAUUCAGCUUUGAUUGAUGGCUAUUGUCCUCGGGUACCUGGAAGUUCGUAUCGACGUCAGCCACGUUACCGUAUUCGAUUACCUGGCAACCCCAUUCUUGGUGAUGGAAAAUCGGAUAACCAGAAUCAUGCAAUUAUCUUUUAUCGUGGCGAGUAUCUUCAGCUCGUUGAUGCCAAUCAGGACAACUAUCUCGAAGAGUGUCUCAAGAUACGCAACAUCUUUGGCGAGUUUGAACAGUCGACCAUCCCGCAUGAGAAAGACAUUUAUGCUCUUCAUCACAAUAAGCAUCAUCGACGACGACAACGGCGUCGCCACCAAAAAUCCGAGACCACUGAAAAGCAUUUUGAUGAUGAUGAUGAUGAGGAACAUCAACAGGAUCAAGCACCUAUUGCUAUUGUGGGCGCACGAGAAUACAUCUUUUCUGAAAAUGUGGGCGUGCUGGGUGAUGUCGCUGCAGGCAAGGAGCAAACAUUUGGCACUUUGACACAACGUAUUAUGACCAAAGCGGGUGGACGUUUACACUAUGGUCAUCCGGAUUUCUUGAAUGCUGUAUUCAUGACAACACGAGGUGGUGUUAGCAAGGCACAACGUGGAUUGCAUUUGAAUGAGGAUAUCUAUGCUGGUAUGAAUGCGUUGUCAAGAGGUGGCCGUAUCAAGCAUACCGAAUAUUUGCAAUGUGGCAAAGGACGUGAUCUUGGCUUUUGUUCGAUUCUCAACUUUACCACCAAGAUUGGCACUGGCAUGGGUGAGCAGAUGUUGUCACGCGAAUACUAUUAUCUCGGCACCCAAUUGCCCAUGGAUCGAUUCUUGACUUUUUACUAUGCCCAUCCUGGUUUCCACAUGAACAACAUCAUGAUCAUGUUUGCUGUUCAGCUAUUCCUAUUUUGCAUGACAUUUGUUGGUACCAUGGCGUCCUCUCUUCCUGUGUGCCGCACGUACAGCUCAUCACAUGCGGAUUGCUUCAACGUGACACCUGUUUACGAUUGGUUGCAAAGGUGCAUUACAGCCAUCUUUUGGGUAUUCUUUAUUGCAUUCUUGCCUUUGUUUCUACAAGAACUUACGGAGAAGGGUACAUUGAGAAGCUCGUUGCGUUUGCUCAAACAAUUCUUGUCUUUGUCCCCAUUGUUUGAAGUCUUUGUCAACCAAAUCUAUGCCAAUUCGGUGCUCUCCAAUCUCAGCUUUGGUGGUGCACGAUACAUUGCCACAGGUCGUGGAUUUGCUACUUCAAGAUUACCAUUCUCGGUUCUUUAUUCACGCUUUGCCAAUCCAAGCGUCUAUUUUGGUGCACGCACUAUGUUUAUGCUCGGCUUUGUGACCUUGACAUUAUGGAUGCCACACUUGCUGUACUUUUGGUUCACUGUCGGCUCCUUGGUUAUUUCGCCCUUUGUAUUCAACCCACAUCAAUUUGUGCUAUCGGAAUUCAUUGUUGAUUAUCGUGAGUUUCUUGGAUGGUUAUCACGUGGAAAUGGUGCUCGAUCGUAUGCACAUGCCUGGAUCACUUUUUGUCGCCAAACACGUACACGAUUUACGGGCACCAAACGUCGCAACUCAGGUCAACCAACACAUCACCACGCACCACGUGCACAGCUGUCAAGUAUCUUUGCCUCCGAGAUUGGGAUGCCACUUAUACAGGCACUUUUGUGCUUAUCAUGCUUUGUCUUUUACAAAAGCCGGCAACACUAUCACGAUCAGGAAUCUCCCAUGGGCUUUGGUGGCGCCAUUUCACGUAUCGCUUAUUUGACAGCAGGCCCCAUUGUGUGGAACUCGAUCAUGUUAUUGAUUAUGCAACUUGUUUCUCUCCUUUUGGCGGUGACUACUCGCUCCAAACGUAUUGGGUUGUACACCGCUGGUGCUGCACAUGGUCUUGCACUUUUUGGUUUUGUCAUCUUUUUCGAGCUCUUUUGGUGGAUCGAAGCAUACGAGGUGCGCUCAACAGUGCUUGGUUUAUUGGCCAUGUUUGCUUGUGAACGAUUCAUUUUCAAAGCAUUUACAGCCCUCUUUUUACCACGAGAGUUGCAAAAUGAUAUCACCAACAGAAUAUGGUGGACAGGGCAGUGGUGUGGAAGCAAGGUUGGAUUACAUGGUGCUCGAGAAUACGUAUGCAAGAUUGUUGAAAUGUCGGCAUUCACUACAGACUUUAUCCUGGGCCACUUGAUCCUCUUUGUAUUGUUCCCAUUUACCCUGGUGCCACGUGUUGAUCGUAUCCACUCGCUCAUGCUGUUUUGGCUCAGACCCUCCAAGCAAAUUCGACCAUCAGUUCUUUCUACAAGACAACGUCAACGACGCCGUCAGAUUGCACUUACUUAUGGACCCAUCUUUUGCCUAGUAUUUAUCUUUUUCCUCGCCCUCGUCACUGUUCCCCCUUAUUUCAUGACAUCUCACUCAAUCAAGUCACCUUCCAUCUAA